GCGGGCACCGUAGGGCGAGCGGGUUGCUUCGCGUCCUCUUGGACCGCCUCACACCGCUGCGGACAGCAGCAGCGCAAAGCCGCAGUCGAACCUCGGUACCGAUCGUCGUUGUCCCCGUUGCGGAUGUCCGCCGGGGGGGGCGGAGGACGGGAAGAGGAGAGCGGGGUUUCGAGAUGGGUGGAGGCCGGCAAGAAGUGGCUCGUCGGGGUCGCGCUAGCCAGCAGCAUCGUGGGGGGGGGUGGCCUGCUGUCCCCUGGCGCGAUGCCCGCGUUCGCGGGCUCCCCCGAGGAGACAAAGGAGGUCGGGCUUUGCCUGCUGUCCGAGUGCCGGGGGGCGCUAGCGUCGUGCCUUCUCAACCCUAAGUGCUUCGCGAACAUCAUCUGCCUGCAGACAUGCAACGGCCGGCCCGAUGAGGGUUAUUGCCAGAUCCGCUGCGGUGACCUCUUCGAGAACGAAGCCGUCGGGAAGUUCAACGCGUGCGCUGUGUCCAAGAAGAACUGCGUCAAACAGCGACAGGACGACGGCUCCUGGCCGGUACCCCCUAUCGAGUCGCAGGUCAAGUCUUUCAACCCCAAGCUGAUGGAGGGGCAGUGGUACAUCUCCGCCGGCCUUAACCCGGCCUUCGAUACCUUCGACUGCCAGGUGCACUUCUUCAACAGCCCAAAGCCCGGCAAGCUUGUAGGCAAGCUCAACUGGCGCAUCAAGGAGCCCGACGGCGAGUUCUUCACGAGGGACGUGGUGCAGACGUUCGACCAGGACCCCAAAAACCCGGCACACCUGGUCAACAAGGAUAACGAGUACCUCCACUACCGGGACGACUGGUAUAUCCUCGAUUCAGAACCGAACUCCCACGUUCUGGUGGUGUACCGGGGCAGCAACGACGCGUGGGACGGGUAUGGCGGCGGCACGCUCUACACCAAGGACAAAACCGUGCCGCCAGGGAUCGUGGAGCGCGUGAAGGCCAAGUCUGAGGCUGCCGGCAUCAAGUGGGAACGGUGGCAGUACAAUGACAACACCUGCAAGCCCCAGACAAGCGAGACGGCUGAGAUGCUGCGGGAGAAGUACGCCAAGAAGUUGAUCUUGUCGGAGGGGAAGCAGCUCCAGGAACAACUCACUGCUGUCCGAGGGUAUGCUGCGCAGGAGGUUAACGAAGUGGAGUCGUCGACGCUGGAGAAGCUGGAGGACCUCAAGCAGGAGUACGAGGUGGAGGUGGAGCAGCUCGGGACCGACCUGGCGGCUGCCUUCGAAACUGAGCUGCGGUUGUUCGAGGAGGGCUUGGCCGGAGAGGCUAACACCGUCAUCAAUGAAGCCACGAGUAUUAUUAAGGGCACCGGCAACAGCAGGGACUGAGCAAUGGGGGGUUCCCAAACGGAAUAGAAUCAAUAUUUGGUGGGUGUGGGAAAGGUCUGCACGACUAAAUUCAGGCGUGUGGUGUGGCGGUGGGAACGGAUCGGGUGCCGCCGCAGCUGUUUCGCCGGAGCUGUCCGAGCCUGGUGUGUGCCCUAUUCAGGGCCGCUUUUUUGUUUUGAGUGUUCGUUUUGUUUCUCAUGCCAUGCCGUGGCGGAUCUUGUCGGCAGGGAUUGCUUACUUUUUUUGCGAGCCACACCCGGCUCCAUCGGACUAGAAAUAAUGUCUUUCGUGAUUGCGGUUCGCAACCAACCGUAGAUUUGGUUGACCCGGACUAGGUAGAUCCGGCUAUGGCCUACUUCGUUGGACCGCGAAGACUAGGUAGAUCCUGCUUUGGCCCGGUUCGUUGGCGAGCGGGGAAUAGGUAGAUCCGGCUUUUGGCACCGCUUUGUCGGGGACAACGGAGAUCAGCCGCGAAAGGUCUGGUUUAGGCUCGCUUCCCUUUUUCGCGAACAUGGAUCGCGUAGAUCCAGGGUGUACGAGGAAGCGUGAGAACGCUGUGGCGUUACCACUAGGCGAUAGGAUUUGAGCUGUCAACAUUCAGCCUUCGGAGCAGCGCAAGGUUUGUUCCCGAUGAAUCGAGGCUUGAAACGGCAAACGUGUGACCCUACUAAAGAGCUUACUGCUGGGCAUUGAAUGAUGCUGGAUUCAAGGUGAUGAAAGCUCUUUUCUACUUUUUCCGUGAACCCAGGGCUCCAGAGCGCUACACUUUUGCUGGUACGGGUCACGGUGGAGUGUCCGGUAGGUCUUGGAGGGGGG
This is a messenger RNA of Ectocarpus sp. CCAP 1310/34, 2166 nucleotides long. The record is from the annotation of a GenBank genome assembly. NCBI's taxonomy places the organism in Eukaryota, Phaeophyceae, Ectocarpales, Ectocarpaceae.